AUGAAUAGCACAUACACAAAUAAACUCAUGCCACAUCGGCCGUCGCGUGGUGCCAUCAGCCGGGUCGCCUUACUUGCUGCAUACAGCAGGGUGGUUUCUGUGUUGACUCAAGAUGCUAGUGUAUCCAACGAAGACGAUGAACGCGAAAUUUCACCACCCUCAACGGGGUCCACCGAAAUAGACCCUACCAAAGGAUCACCUCAUAUUCAGGCUGUCGUGGCUCUGACAAGCCCUCCUUACGGGUUGUAUACGGAGCAACGUGAUAUCAGUUUCCCCGCGAACAAGCGUUCUUCGCUGGUUGCUGCUUUGAUCAACACUCAUGAAGGAACCACCCUGCCUCGGUUCACCUUGGAUUUGCUAGAGGGUUCCCUACAUUAUCCGGGCUAUUACAGCUACCAUAUACAAAACUUCACGCGGGUUCGACUACAGAACACCCUAGAACCUGGUCAAGAGGGUUCUCUGUCCUACAGCUUCAAACCUGCUGCUGAACUUGCCGGGCGCUCCUUUGACCUAUGUGUUAGAGUGUAUUAUCAUGAUGAGAAUGGGAUCUACUACGUCCAUCCGCUGUUCAACCAAACUGUAAAUUUGUACGAGGUGGAGGAAGGAAUCGACACGGAACUGCUUUUCCUUGGCGUUCUUGUCGUGGCCGUUGGAAUUGUGCUGUUGGUUGGCAUUUGGCACUGGUGCAGUUCUAAAGCCGCUCGACGACUCACGCACCAUAAAGUAGCGAAAGUCGACGAAACAAACGGUGAUAAGGCAAUGGAAAACGAAUAUAUGGCUAUCUUAGAUGGCAAGAAGAUUACAAAAACAGGCCCAGUACUUAAGACUGAUGACUCCGUUCGUCUUGCAUCGGUUUUGCGUGCAGCAUCUGCUCAUCACAUGGCACCGAAAUCCUCAGGCAUCUCGAAAUCAAUCUUCAAGCCCCGACACCUAGUCUAUCUGGCUACCUUCAACGUGCGCACUCGAAGCAUGCGGGACAACAAGCUGCUUUCUUUCUCACACUCAACUCGCUUGGAAUCGAUGUGUGCUGUCUCAGAAACAAGAAUUCAAGAUGCAAGCACAGUGAUUGAGCUAACCGCCCCAUCAAUCUCCACUAGUUUCCGAUUAUGCACAUCUGGUGAUCAAGAUGCUACUGCAGCAGGAUGUGCAGGUGUUAGUAACGUCCUGAGUCACCGAUCGAAGUAUCCUUGCUUGACUGGAUACCCGUUGAUAGUCAACUUUGUGCGGUUCGUCUGGAAACGUCUGUAG
Opisthorchis viverrini is the source of this 1248-nucleotide messenger RNA. RefSeq lists its product as hypothetical. Lineage: Eukaryota; Metazoa; Platyhelminthes; Trematoda; Opisthorchiida; Opisthorchiidae. Bases 1 to 1248 code for a protein of 415 amino acids. Gene Ontology annotation, cellular component: endoplasmic reticulum; endoplasmic reticulum membrane. The transcript is spliced from 5 exons. The record is from RefSeq and is a predicted model, not a curated record.